AUGGGGCGAAGAUUCACGGUGAUCCAUGGAGGUGGAAGACGAAGUGAAGUGGCUGACAACUGGUCCGAAACCUGGGAAACUACAGGAUGGACGGGCUACACUUUGUUUCUUCAGCGACAGGUUGAAGGACCUCCGCAACAUGCAAAUCAAAGUCAAAGCAGCACACAACAAGCUGCAGAGACACAAUUGGAUGAAGCUGUUGAAGAAGAUGGCAGCUUUGAAUUGGUGGAAGAUGAUGAGGGUUCAGGAGAUGUACCAGCACGUCAAGAAGGGCCUGGUUCUGGACCUCAUCAUGGUGACCGCAGCUCUGGCCCGAGACUUCGAGCAAUGUCACUUCUAUCAUCCGCUACGGGUGCCACGGGAUCGUCGGUGUCUUCGGCAUCGACACGACUGGAUGCGGAUGAGGGGGAGAUCGGCUCGGAGGUCUUGCAGGGAGACCAAAAACAAGAACAAGAAGCUGCGGGUGACAAAGAACAAAGACAACAAGAAGCUGCUGAUGAAGGCAGUGAACAAAAAGAUCAAAGAGAGGUAGAACGGGAACGACCAUGGGAGAUGCAGAUGCUCCAGGAGUUCCCAUACCAAACAGACGCAGAUCAAUGGUCGGGCAUCCUCUCAGGAUGGUUGAUCCGACUUCAUGGGAGGAAACGAACAAGGUUGUUCAAUCCGUUGAACCGGAGAACGCCAAACAUGAAGAACUUGAGCAUCAACCGUACUACGGUCCUCUUCUUGGAUGAUGGCACCAGACUGGUGAAGCAUGAUGAAUGGGUGUCAGCACACAAAAGACCUGAUGGUAUCAACGGCCAGCAAUGGAGAGGGUUCACUUUCUUCAAGCUGAAGUCCAACGAGCUGGGACAACAUGGAGGGAUUCAAGAAGAACAAGAACAGGAGGAAGUGGAGUUCACCUACAUGGAUCCGAGCUCGAUGGCAUCAACGCAGGGCCAAUCCUCAAAGGGGAAGGGGUCUUCUUCGACAACUGGAGCUAAAGGCGCUUCGGCAAUGUCAUCUACUGGGGCAACAAGCUUCCAACUUGAGGACAGCAUCCCUGGUGGAAAAGGUCCCGGGUCGGCAUCCCCAGAACACUCCCCAAAAGGAAAGGGUUACCCAAAACAGGGCACUACACCACCAAAAGUCAAUAAGAUGAGUCCUACUACAAAGGGAACUUCGGUGGGGAAUGUUGAUGGUGUCUUGGAAUGUGUUGAUGUUAGUUCAUUGCGGCCUGGUUCAAACAUAGCUGGACAAUCUCGACCGGCGCUGCGAUACUUUGCGGUGAUGAGCGAUGGUCGAGGUGGUCUAGAUGAACUAUGCCCUGGCAAACCGAAGCCGAAAAGGGUGAGCCUCAAGCCAGCAAGGCAUGGAGUUUCUGACCGUGAAGGAGAAAGAGAAUCCGCGCCGGUGACUUUGAAGCCAAGCAGGGCGCAUGAACAACAAGAACAAGAAGACGAGGGGCAGCUGGUGGAAGAUUCACCUCAAGCGGAGGGUGAAAGCUCUCGACGCAUGGUCCUGGCUGAUGGAGGUGGACUAUCUCCGGAAGAAGGUGAAGUACCAGCGCAAGCAGCACAAGAACAUCCUCAAGGAGAAGAGGAUCGACCUGCUGAAGGGUCACAACCUGGGGCAGAUGUGGAGACACAGGAAGGACCCAAGUUGAAGAAAUACCGAAGAGUUCGAGUAAAGAAGAAGCAGCCACAGCUGGAAAAAGAGAUCCGCGAGAUGCACAGCAUGCAGAGAACUCGAGCGGAGCGGCUAGCCUGCCUUAGGCUUCUCCAGCAAGAACGCCAGGAGAAACAACAAGGGCGAGCACUGCCCGAACAACAAGAGGCCACGCCUCAACCGAGAACGCCAUCUCUGUCGUCGGUGGACUGGAAGGCUGCCGAGGAGGAGACGAAAAGGCAGAUGGCUGAAGCAAAGGCAGCUGGCCGAAGGAACCUCACCUAUGAGGACUUCAAGAAGAACGAGGUGAAGAACGAGAAGCAGUUCUACGAAGAGUGGGAGCAAAUGCAAGAAAUGGCAAAGCAUUUGCCGGCGGCGCCAGCCAGACCUAAAAAAGAUGACCAACAGCCAGGCGAUGAAGAAGCCAGCACUAUGGCAAGACCAAGGCAGGACCACCUCCGCCUGGCUACACUGGAAUCUGGAGAGGUGGAUGUUGCCCAGGAUUCCGGAUGCGUGGAUACCCUGGUGGAGGAGAUCAACAUGCUCAUGGCCAUCAACAAGGACCCGGGGGGUAUCAAUACAGACCUCAAGGACAUCAAUCUGGACCAUGGGGGCAUCGUCCUGAACUUCAAGGGCAACAAAGGCCUCCGACCCAGCAGAACAUGUCCAUUGACUUGGGCCCUACACUGCCCUACACGGUACCGAACACCCGAGCAGUUGGCACAUGCAACAGAAUGGCUUGAGCGAUAUGCCGGAGGCCCAGCCCUGGACCUCAUGAGGCCUGAAGAUGUGGUUCGGCAUGAGGUGGCGAUGGCAAGAGCAAAAGCCCAAGCAGUACCACCGGAACCACAGGCAUCAAGGGGCGGUCUCCAACAACAACAAGAGGAGUACCACAAGAACCUCCAGAACAACCUCAAGCGAGAGAGGCGAUCUUGCAAAGGAUCCUACGGAUGA
This is a messenger RNA of Cladocopium goreaui, 2601 nucleotides long. NCBI's taxonomy places the organism in Eukaryota, Dinophyceae, Suessiales, Symbiodiniaceae. The record is from the annotation of a GenBank genome assembly.